AUGGCAGAAGUUCGGCCGCAAGUGGUUUAUAGCGAUGUUGCCGAAGGAGCAGAUCUCCAAGGGCAGCUGUUCGCUGGCAAGAAGUUCUUUAUAGCUCAGCGCUGUCCUAUGCGCUCGUCAUUCGUCGAACAAGUCAAAAGCAACGGCGGCAAGGUCGUGCCACUCGAGAAGCUGGCGGACUAUAUCAUUGUGGAUCACAUGCGCAAAGACAUUCCAGCAGGCAGCAUCUCAUACACGUUUAUUGAGCAAUCCAUCCGGAAAGGCGAGCUGCAAGACCCAGACGACCACGUCGCAGGCGAACCAGCGGGUACGGUGCGAGAAAUUGGUUCAUUCAGACCGACGAAGAGUGGCCGCAUUCCAUUCACCGCUGAAGACGAUAGACAGCUGUACAACUGGAUCAAGUCGUAUGAACGCGACGGGAGCGCAAUCAUGGGCAACGUGAUUUACAAGCAGUUGGAGGAAAAGAAUCCACGCCACCCAUGGCAAUCAUGGCGAGAUCGCUACGUCAAACAUUUGCAAUACAAACCGCCUCCUGGUUGCGCGCCUACUAAUGGCCCACUCUCACCUCCUUCCGAUGUACCUCCGUCCGAUGUUGACUCAGCCGCUCGCCAGCCCGUUUCCGAACGACGGAAGGACAGCACAGUUUCGAGAAACGCGGAUAGAAUAAAACAAGUUCGGAGUGAAGUUGAGGAACCGGAAGAAGCAGAACAGCCCCGAGAAGCCGGCUCCCCAGUUUGGAACUCGGAAGACUGGGACGAAUUAUACAACAAUGUUCCCAUUAUCCAAAACGCUCCGGCUAGAGAUUAUAUAGCGGGCUGGGAGCCAUGGGCCCAAGGUACCGACCACACUGCUCAACAAUGGCGAGACUUCUACGAGAAAACGGUGCUCCCGCGUUGGGAGAAGGACCAAGACGUAAAGGACACAAUUGAGGUGAAGCCAGCUAAGGAGCAACGUCAAAGACCACCAUCUCCGAGCGUGAUUAUCUACACACCAAAGAAAAACACCAAGAAUCGGAACUCAUCGUCUGCACAGAAACCAAGAAAGUCACCUGUGCAAGCUUCCACUGCGACGAUGCAGUCUCUAGCUGUAGGGGACUCUGUAAAAUCACGCGACGAUCUGAUAUACGAGCUGAUGGGGCAUCGAAAAGGCCGGCAACAAAUGGUUGCUUACCGAUUUUAUUUCGAAGCUCAUCGACACGAACUCGAGGACUGCGAUCCUACUGACUAUUCAGCUCCUCAUCGAAAACUUAACCCACGUUGGAAAGCUUUAUCAGGAAAGGAGCAAGCCCCUUACUACCAACUAGAAGCUGCCGACAGGGAACGCCAUCGCCUAGAAAGUAAUCCAACUGAGUACCGGGAAUGGCGCCUCCAAUAUAUAAACUCUAGCAAAGGCAAUUCUAGCAAACGAGGCCGUGAAGAGGACGACGAAAGUGAGGAAACACAGAAGGAGUUCUCAGACUCACGGAGAAGUAAGAAGCAACGCCAGCAGGAAAGCGUAGCUAAUCAGGGCGAUGUCCAGAACGAGAUGGAGGGCCAAGAUCAAGACGUAGUGGAUCAAAGCCAAGACGCAAUGGAGGACGACCAGGCGGCGGAAAGCAGUCAUGAGGACCCGUCCAUGGAGCAAAACGCCCAGAGGAUAUAUGUUGAUGUUUCGGACGAUUCUGAACCCGAGGAGGAAGAUGAAGCCCCAGAAGAAGCACAAGAGGCCAGAACUCCGAAGCAUCGAGUAAUCGACCUGAGCGACGAUGAAGAUGAAAGUGAGGAGGAGCAGGAAGACGAGGGGCAAGACGAAGUGGAGGAAGUUGAUCACAAGGAGCAGACCGUAUUUGACGAUGCUUCUGCGUCUCCAUCUCCUCACCAAAGCCGCUAUAAACCCCCCACAGCGCUUGACACGCAGGCAAUUCUCGCGGACCCAACACAGGUGCUUGAUGUAGGCCUAGCCGACCUCCCCAACUCGCAGGAACAUAUUCCUAAUGUUGAUGUCCCCGAUCUUUCUUAUACGCAGGGAGAGAACCCUGAUACCGGCCCAGUCGAACUCCCCGACACGCACUUGGACCAUUCGAGCGACCGGUCAUCCUCUCCGCUUCCGGACCAUGCUGCUUCCGAUGGAACAUCGCACUCGAUCCAGGAAUUUCGCAGCUUAGAGCAUCUUGAACGCCAGCGCCAGUCUACUCCACCGCUGGACCUGAACAUGCCCGAACCUGACAUGGACUCAGACGUCGAAUGGGACAGCCAAGAGGACCCGGACCCACCUCUCGACGGCGAGGCUACUAUGGAGUUCUACCAUGAGAUGCUAGACCGCGGCUACGACGAUGAGCUCAUCAGAGACGUCAUGCGUGCUUGCAUGACUAGAGCCAAGCUGUCGGAAGAGGUAUUGGCUAAGGUAGCCCAUGGGGAGCCGUGGCCUGAGAGGAGGGGCGUAUGGACUGCCGAGGAUGAUGAAGAUCUGGAGUCAACCGAUGCGAGACGAGUCCGGAGAGUCAUAAAGAAGCAUACGGAUGACGAGUGGGGAGGGUGUAUGGAGCGGCGGACCGUGCUGGAAUAUAUCCGCCAGGUGUCCGAACAACGGCAGGGUUGA
Molecule: messenger RNA, 2577 nt
Organism: Mytilinidion resinicola
Lineage: Eukaryota; Fungi; Ascomycota; Dothideomycetes; Mytilinidiales; Mytilinidiaceae
Exons: 3
Coding region: 1-2577 (858 amino acids)
Biological process (GO): regulation of DNA-templated transcription; telomere maintenance via telomere lengthening
Cellular component (GO): shelterin complex
Molecular function (GO): telomeric repeat DNA binding
Source: RefSeq, a predicted model, not a curated record